AGUCCACCUUAAAUACACGCUCCUCUCAGCACCACGUGACGCCCUUAUUCUUGGAAAGUUCCUGGAAACCCUCCUCUGUGUUUACGGUUCUCCCGGUGAUUAACGGCGCUCUGUCCCCGGUGAAGAGACGCGGAGGACGGACACAGUGUUCCGGAGACACUCGGUGCUUUAGAUUAAAUACAUCGUUGCUUGUUUGUUUUUAUAUUUGUUUGUUUAUUUACCGUCUCAGUGCCGCGCGCUUCUCUGUCCACGCGCCAUUUGUGCGUGAAGAGGACCGAGAACCGGAGAGAAAAACACCGACUCUUCUGAGGAUUUCUACCCGUAAAUGUGACGCCAUGACGGGCUACUCAUGGAGGGUAAACAGGCAUCGCUGGUCCUGAGCCAGCCGACUUUUAGCUUCAACUCUGAGACCCCCAGGACUGUAAUGUGGAUUGCCUUCCUUCCUGUGUCUCAUCUGUAUAAAGCAGUGGUUCUCAACUGUGCAUCCGGCUGAAGGUUGGACCAGUUCUAGGCUGAUUGGGGACCCUCUUUAGUCCAAAGGUUGGACCAGCGUACGGACCGUCUUUGGGCUCCAGGCUGGACCAGUUCUGGACAGAAGGUUGAACUAUCUUUAGGCAGAAUAUUGGUCCAGACUUACCCCGUCUUUAGGCUGAUUGUGGACCAUCUGUUGUCCAAUGGUUUGAACAUCUUAAGGCUGAAUAUUGGACCUGACUGAGCCCAUCUUUCGGGUGAAGGUUUCUCAAUCUGUAGGCAGAAGAUUCUACCAGUUCUAGGCAAAGGUUGGACCAUUUUUGGGUUUAAGAUUGGACCAGCGUACGGCUUUUGGACAUCUUGAGUUAGAAAGCUGGACCUGAUCUGGACUGACGGUUGGACCAUCUUUAGACUGACGGUUGGACCUGAGCGAGCCCAGCUCUGGCUGACGUGGAUCUGUCCGAUGACCUGCCAGUCCUCCGAGUCCACGGAAACCAUCGAGAGCGACCGGCAUUCGGACAACAGCUCCAGGGUGGUGGAAUCAGACGAGAGCCGCAUCGCCUCGGCCAUGAAGGACCUGAGGAACACAGGCUGGUACUGGGGCGGUCUGACGGCGAACGAGGCCAAAGAGAUCCUUCAGGAGACGUCUGAGGGAACCUUCCUGCUGCGGGACUCGUCUCAGAGCGACUUCCUGUUCACCAUCUCCGCCAUGACGUCCGCCGGGCCGACCAACCUGCGCAUCGAGUUCAAACACGGCAAGUUCAAGCUGGACUCGGUGCUUCUGGUUCGUCCGCGACUACGCACCUUCGACAGCGUGGUUCACCUGGUGCAGCAUUACAUCACGCUAUCCAGGUCCGGAGACCGCGCGGCGAGGAGCUCUUCUUCUACGGUGAACUCUUCGUCCUCAUCUUCCUCGGUGCAGUUGUUGUUGACGCGCCCGGCGUACACGGCCUUGCCGCCGCUGCAGCAUCUGUGUCGCCUCGCCAUCAACAGCCGGACGCCACAGGUUCAGGAUCUGCCGCUACCCAACAGACUGAAGGACUACCUGAGAGACUACAGCUAUCACGUGUAGCGCCCAGCUGGUGGGUUAGCACGUUAGCUCGGCUGCUAAGAUAACGCCUCUGUGAUGGUCUCAAACAGGAAGUAAGGUAACCAAUAACUCCUCAGAUUCAUUCAGAUUCAGUCCUACAAUAAGAGCAUUCAACCAUGGAGAAACACCUGAGAGACUACAGCUACCGCGUGUAGCGCCCAGCUAGUACGUUAGCAUGUUAGCUCGCUCGCUAACAAGAUAACGCCUCUGUGAUGGUCUCCAGCAUUUGAAACAGGAAGUCAGGUAACCAAUAACUCCUCAGAUUCCUUCACAUGCUCUCAGAUCCUCUUCUUCAGUAACAGAUGCUACGCUCUCUAAAACACAGAAGGCGUCUCUGACUCACCUGGAGGUCGUUUCUUCUUCUCUGGUUCUUUAUCGCUCACGUACAGAGACGUUGAGUUUGACGAUUUACCUUAAAGUCACAGAAAAUAUCAGAGAGAUUUUUAAAAGAGCUUUACGACAUUUACAUCACCAAUCACAACAGCUUGUGGAAAUAAAUGUAGGGUUAUAAUCUACGUUAUUAUCAAUUAGUGUCAGUUAAUAUUUGAUUUAAUUUAAUUGAGUUAAAAAAACAUCAGAGAAAAGGUUGUUAGAGCAACAUCUUGACAUUUUGAUUUAUUAUUUUUAUCCCAUUAAAAAGUCCCAAAAUCAAUUUAAUUUAUUUAAAAAACAAAACAUCAAAUGUUCAUUUCUGUUGCUUCAGAAGUAGUGAUGGGAAUUACGGCUCUUUGAAGGGAGCCGGAUCUUAUGGCUCUGUUCCUUUCCAAGAGCCGUUCAAACGAGCCGUUCAAAAGAGCCGUUCAAACGAGCCGUUCAAAAGAGCCGUUCAAACGAGCCGUUCAAAAGAGCCG
This is a messenger RNA of Trematomus bernacchii (emerald rockcod), 2412 nucleotides long. It is a transcript of the gene socs2, whose product is annotated as suppressor of cytokine signaling 2. The record is from RefSeq and is a predicted model, not a curated record. Gene Ontology annotation, molecular function: 1-phosphatidylinositol-3-kinase regulator activity. The transcript is spliced from 4 exons. Gene Ontology annotation, cellular component: phosphatidylinositol 3-kinase complex. NCBI's taxonomy places the organism in Eukaryota, Metazoa, Chordata, Actinopteri, Perciformes, Nototheniidae. Gene Ontology annotation, biological process: phosphatidylinositol phosphate biosynthetic process; intracellular signal transduction. Bases 935 to 1543 code for a protein of 202 amino acids.